AUGGAGGUAUACGAUGCUGUGGAAGUCUUUUGUGGCCCGGCUUCUUUAAGCCGCUGCUUGCAGUUGGGCGGCUGCGACACUGCCAGCCUAGACAUUGGCCUCUGGAACCCUUGGAUGCAAAAGCUGCUGCUGUCGGCCAUUGUGAAUUCCAAAGAUGGGGUAGUAGUCGCUUUUGGCUUGGUCUGUUCCACCUUCAUAACGAUGAGCCGCGGGUCCACCUUUCGACACUACUUCUUGCCAGAAGGGGAUCCUAAUUCCCUGUCAGUUUCUCAAAGCAAUUUGCUGGCAGCAAGGAAGGGUCGUGCUGGUGCUACCCCAAAAUUGGCUGACACCAACCGAGAUGCCGUUGGGAGGGAAUACCCAGUGGGCUUUGGAGUUCGAUUCGCAGAAAGCAUGAAGCACCUGAAAAAGGCUCCGGAUGCAGAAGAUAUUCGCUCCUGGCACGUGACCCCAAUCCCGGGACUUGAUGAUCUAUAUGAAGAAGCACGGAUGUAUGAGGCGAACAAGAAGUUGACCUAUGAUGGACUUGCUGCAAAGGAGCGCCUGCGAAAGCUGAUGGGGAAGCCUGCUGAUCCGCCUCAGAGGGCGAGCUCGGUUGAGACCAGCAUGCCAAAGGCGACAUCUUCGGGCUCGAAGCCAGACGCCUCUAAGGGACAUCCUAAAGAGGCAGCAGAUACUGAACCCAAGAAGGCCAGGAAUCUGGGAAAAGGAUGCCUGGGCAUGGAGAUGGCUGAUGCAGAUCACGAUGCCAGGAUGAUGUCGUCGUUGGCUGCUGCUUUGCGCCGCAUUUGCAUGCUGAAACCUGCCAGCGGAAAGCUGGAGGUUUCCCAGGAGAUCCACAGGCGGGACAAAUACCAGAGCCACAUCAAGGAGUAUUGGGUGGAUGUGCAAACAACCGGCAGUUUCGAUGAUGAGAAUGAAGAAACUUUUGUAGAUAAGACCACUGGACAAGCUGCGUCCUUCGACUUGGGGCUCCCAGCCACUGACCCAUGCGCAGCAGCACGAGGUGAAGAUGAGCCUGAGCCAGUGGACACCGACCAUGAGGUCGACGAUGACAUGGACGACGGCACCAGCAGCAGAAUGAGCAGAACACGGGCCAUUGAGAAUGUUGGGACUGUGAUGUCACAACUCUUGAAAGUUCAGUCUCGCAUGGAGAUUGCCCGGGACAAGCUUUCAAAUAUCGAUGGCAAAGAAGCCCAAGAGAGCAUGGCCAAAGUUGAGAAGUUUCGCACCAGCUUGAUGAAGUUGCAUGACGAGUUGGCGGACCUCAAGUCCUUUUAUGAUGGGCAUAUGAGUGACGAUGCCUUUGAUGUCAUCCCGCGCCUUGAUGGAGGAUACAAAGCUGAGAAAGCUUGGGCCUGA
Messenger RNA from Cladocopium goreaui, 1362 nucleotides. The record is from the annotation of a GenBank genome assembly. Lineage: Eukaryota; Dinophyceae; Suessiales; Symbiodiniaceae.